AACACAAACAGAGCUGUGACUGAUUGUGUGUAGUGGAGGAGAGCAUAUUUUACAGAGCAGAACCGCGCCGUAUGUUGCGGUUCUGGAAACAUUUCUUGCCUGGAUGGACUGUUAGCAUCUUUUGAUGAGAGAAGAGCUGACAAUGAGAUUCGCCUGGAAAGAUAAAAUGCUCAUUAUGGCUCUCCCACAGAGCUCGAUGCAGGGCCGGGGGGAGGAAGUGGAGGAGGGGGCCAUAUACAAUGUGACACUGAAGAGGUGCCAGAUCCAGCAGGCCGCCAACAAGGGAGCAAGAUGGCUGGGGGCGGAGGGGGACCGGCUGCCUCCCGGCCAUACUAUGAGCCAGUUGGAAACCUGUAAGAUCCGGAGUAUCCGGGCGGGAACGCUGGAAUGUCUGGUGGAGACCCUGUUGACUGCAUUUGGGGACAAUGACCUUACCUACACCAACAUCUUCCUGUCCACAUACCGCGCCUUCGCCAGCACGCACACCGUGCUGCAGUUGCUGCUAGACAAGUAUGGAAUUCCAGAGGAUAGUGAAGAACAGACUGAGCAAUGUAGACCCUCUGAAACCAACGGAGCUGUUCGAAUUGCCCUGGUCUCCAUCCUGCGAGUCUGGCUGGACCAGUGUCCAGAGGACUUCCAGGAGCCUCCAUCCUACCCCUGCCUCCACAGGGUGAUUGCCUACCUACAGAGGGCCCUGCCUGGAUCGGAGCCCAUGCGUAAAGCCCAGAGUCUACUGGAGCAGCUGAAGGCUGAGGCCAGUCUGGAUGUAGACUCAGAGGGUUUUUCUGGUGGUUUCCACGGCAACAGCUCAUUCUGCUUGGCUGAGGAUGAGGGAGUAGAGAUUGAGGUCCAGGAAGGCUUCCUGUCAUUUGAUGCAGACUUGGUGGCCGACCAGCUGACCUAUAUGGAUGCGUUGUUGUUCAAGAAGGUGAUUCCUCACCACUGCCUGGGCUCCAUCUGGUCCCAGAGGGAUAAGAAACAGAACAAGCACAGUGCUCCCACCAUCCGUGCCACCAUCACCCAGUUCAACGCUGUGGCAGCGUGUGUGGUCAGCACCAUACUGCACCGACAACAGAUCCGCCCGCUUCUCAGGGCACGGGUCAUCAAGCGCUGGAUAGACAUCGCUCAGGAGUGUCGCGUGCUUAAGAACUUCUCCUCGCUGCGUGCCAUUGUGUCUGCACUGCAGUCCAACCCACUCUACAGACUGAAGAGGACCUGGUCCUGGGUGCCCAAAGACAGCAUGUCUACCUUUGAAGAGCUAUCAGACAUCUUCUCAGAUCACAACAACUACCUGACGAGCCGAGAGCUGCUGAUGAGGGAGGGCACCUCUAAAUUUGCCAAUCUGGAAGGCUGUGUUAAGGAGCACCAGAAACGCACUCACAAACGACUCCAGCUGCAGAAGGAAAUGGGUGCCAUGCAGGGGACGAUACCUUACCUGGGCACCUUCCUGACAGACCUGACCAUGUUAGAUACGGCCCUGUCAGACCUAGUAGAGGGGGGGCUAAUCAACUUUGAGAAGAGGCGAAGGGAGUUUGAGGUGAUCGCUCAGAUCAAGCUGCUGCAGUCUGCGUGUAACAGCUACUGUCUUAGUGCUGAUGAUGGCUUCCUGCGCUGGUUCAAGAACCAGCCUCAACACAGCGAGGAGGAGAGCCAUGCUAUGUCUUGUGACAUUGAAGGAGUCGGAGACAGCAGUCCAACCUUACCCAAACUUCGCAAGAGCAUGGUUAAGAGGCUCAGCCUACUGUUCCAAGGUGCAGACUCAGCAGGUUGUUCCCCAGUGAGGGAAACACCUCGGUCUCCCCCUACUGGCAGCUCAGGGGAGAGCGUGGACUCAGUCAGUGUGUCGUCCAGUGACUCCAGCCCUUCAGACAGCGAGGGCCUAGGCAUGACACGUAUACACACUUCAGAUGCACAGCAGAACAAGGUGUCCGAGUCUUGCUAUUGCAUUUCUCUCCACUCCAUGGACACUACCUUGGCCUCAGCCAGUGUUCCUGUGACUCCGGCCUCACCCUUCCUCCCUGGCCCACCCUGCAUGCACCAUCGCUUGGACUCCCUGACGCCCAUGUCCCCCUCCUCUCCCCUGCCCCCUGCCUACAACACCCAGGCUCAGGACGCCUGCAUCAUCAGAGUUAGCCUGCAGCAGGGCAACGGCAACCUCUACAAGAGCAUCAUGUUGACGAGUCAGGAUAAGACUCCAGCAGUGAUCUCUAGAGCCGUGGCCAAACACAACCUGGAGAGUGAGCCUGGGGAGGGAUAUGAGCUGGUGCAGGUCAUCUCUGAUGAAAGAGAGCUGGUGAUUCCAGACACCGCCAAUGUGUUUUACGCCAUGAACACCUCAGCCAACUUUGACUUCCUGCUGUGUGUGCGAGGCACUGCUGGACGGUCGGUGCAGCUGAGGAGUCGCUACGCCUCCACAUUCCCCCGCGCCCAGCAGCGCUCCAGCCUGUCGCUGCGCCUCAGCAAGGUCACCCUGUGACCCCCAGGACAAGGGCACUGUGCCUGGAAGGACACAUUUAAUUUUUUUAGUCAUUUAGCAGACACUCUUAUCCAGAGUGACUUACAGUAGUGAGUGCAUACGUUUUCGGACACCAAACUGGAUGGGCUGGGAGUGGUGGUGGGAGACUGAACAGGAACAAACAUGGGGGAACGAAUUGAAGUCGAUGAGUUUAGACUCUGAAUUCUCUAUUCCCACAUCCCCUUUCCCUAAUCAGACCCCCAUUUCUUAGUGCUCCCUCUCCCAGCAUCCCUUCCAGUAGCAGCAUGUGGCCUUCCCUUUCUGGCACUUCCCCCAAACCCCUAUGGACUAUUAUGGAUGUGUAGUGGGACAGUGGUGCCAUAUAGAUGUCUUGUGGCAGAGCGAGACAGCCGUCGUCCCCCCUCUCCACAUGAAGAGGUUUUGCGCCGGUAGGAAGAGUGACUCCAGCCCCCGUCAGUAUUCAGAUUUGUUAUCGACUCUUUUCUUUCCUGUGGCGCCUGUAUGUUUCCUAUUAGAGGGAGAUUGGAGCCUGGACAGAGAGCGAGACUGAGAUGUCCUGUUGCCUUUAUUAACGGUGAUGAAUGAUCGGCUCCUGUGUCAGUGUUAAUCUGUGUGAUUGAUUGACAGGAGCUGUGUGAUGUCUUCUUGGUUUCCAUUAUUUCAUAGUGUGCACUGUGUGUACCACGCGGGACUGCACCUCUCAUUGUUAACUGUGUGAUGAAUGCCAGUAUAGAGGCAUUCUGAUAGGUUACUACUUGGUUUUAACAAAGUUUUUGUCCUUUUGAUAUUGUCUAGCUGUCCUAUCUCACCUCUAUGGUGUAGUGACACAUAGGAUGGGUCUCUAUGUGAGGCCCGGAUUGCUCUGCCUGACUCAUUGAUUAGCAGUCCUAAUAGAGAUUCAUUUCUUAGUGGCUAGGUGAUGUCCGGAGGUGGGAAGUAGAUGGAAUGAGUGACAUUUACAUUUUAGUCAUUUAGCAGACGCUCUUAUCCAGAGAAAUGUACAGUUAGUGCAUUCAUCUUAAGAUAGCUAGGUGGGACAACCACAUAUCUCAAUCAUAGUAAGUACAUUUUAGUUUAUGAAAGGUAAUAUAUUGAGGGGGAUUAUUUAAGAUACUCUUUGAGGAGGUACGGUUUUAGAUGUUUUUGGAAGAUGGGCAGGGACUCUGCUGUCCUAGCUUCAGGAGGAAGCUGGUUCAAACAUUGUGGUGCCAGGACAGAGAAGCGCUUGGACUGGAAUGAGCAGGAGCUGCCCUCCCGUAGGGGUGGGAGAGCCAAGAGACCAGAGAUGGCAGAACAGAGUACUUGGAUUGGGGUGUAGGUUUUGAGCAGAGCCUGAAGGUAGGAAAGGGUAGUUCCUCUUGCUGCUCAGUAGGCAAGUGUCAUGGUCUUGUAGUGGAUGCAAGCUUUGACUGGCAGCCAGUGGAGCGUGCGGACAUGGGAAGGUGGAACACCAGGCAGGCUGCGGGAUUCUGGAUAAGUUGCAGGGUUUGAUGGCACAAGCAGGGAUUCCAGCUAACGGCGAGAUGCAGUAGUUCUGAGGGGACAUGAUAAGUGCCUGGAUUAGGACCUGCAUCACUUCCUGGUUGAGGUAGGGUCGUACUCUACGGAUGUUGUAGAGCCUGAACCUGCAGGAGCCAGUCACUGCUUUGAUGUUUGCAGAGAAUGACAGAGUGUUGUCCAGGGUCACGCCAAGGUUCUUUGCACUUUGGGAGGGGGACACCGUGAAGUUGUCAACUGUUAUAGAGAGGUCUUGGAGCAGGCAGGCCUUCUCUAGGAGGAGGAGCAGCUCUGUCUUGUUGAGCUUGAGGUGGUGGUCUGACAUCCAUGCUGAGAUAUCUGCCAGGAACGCAGAGAUGCGUGUCGCCACAUGAGUGUCAGAAGGGGGAAGUAGAAAAAUGGUUGUGUCAUCCGCAUAGCAAUGAUAGGAGAGACCAUGUGAGGAUAUGACAGAGCUGAGUGACUUGGUGUAAAAAGAAAAGAGAGGGCCUAGAACCGAGCCCUGGGGGACACCAGUAGUGAGAGCAAGUGGUGCAGACACAGAUCCUCUCCACGCCACCUGGUAGGAGUGACCUGCCAGGUAGGAUGCAAUCCAGGAGUGCGCAGAGUCUGAGAUGCGUAGCCUUGAGAUGGUGGAGAGGACGAUCUGAUGGUUCACGGUGUCUAAGGCAGCGAAUUGAUCUAGGAAGAUGAGAACUGAGAGAGUCAGCGUUGGCAGUGCGGCGAGCCUCCAUGACACUGAGGAGAGCAUUCUCGGUGGCGUAACCAGUCUUGAAGCCUGACUGGUUGGUUCAAUAAGAUCGGCACGCUCAAUUGUUUUAGAAAUAAAAGAAAGAAGGGAUACCUGUAAAAAACUGUACAUAGUGUUGGUUUCUAGAGGAGGGUAGCGACUCUGGCCAUUUUGAAGUCAGAGGGGAAUACAGCCAGUGAUCAGGGAUGAGUUGAUGAUUGAAGUGAGGAAUGGAAAUUGUCUGGAAAAAGGAGGUGGUGAUGGGGAUGAGUGGGUAGAUUGUCGGGCUGCUGGACCUCACUAAUCUCAGGAUUUCAUCUGGAGAGAGAGGGGAGAAAAAGGUCAAGGCGUAGGGUAGUUCUGUGUGAGUGGGACUGGUGGCUGAAUGAAUGAGGAGUGGAUAUCGUCAAUCUUCUUUUCAAACUGGUUGACAAAGUCGUCUGCAAAAAUGGAGGGAGGGGGUGGGGUAUUCAGGGAGAAGGUGGAAAAGGAGUUUCCUAGGGUUAGAGGCAGAAACUUUAUAUUUUGAGUGAUAUAAAGUGGCCUUAGCAGCGGAUACAGAGGAAGAGGAGGAAGUGAAAGGAUGUUAGGUCCUCCGGAGGUUUCAUUUUCCUCCAUUUUCGCUCGGCUGCCCGUAGCCCUGUUCUGUAACCUCGCAAUAAGUCACUCAGCCACAGAGCAGGAGAGGAAGGCCGAGCCGGACGGGAGAAAAAAGGACAGCGCAAGUCAUAGCAUGCGAAAAGUGAGGAGAAUAGGGUCGAAGAUUAGAAGGGAGAAAUUACAGGAUAGAAGAGAAGAAAGUAGUGGGAGAGAGAGCGAAGUUUGAGACUGCACAUUAGCAUCUGGGUAGGGGAACAGCAGUGAUCAGACCUGGGGGGGUGAGAAUAGUAGGUGAACAGUCAUCUGCUCCUCGUUUUGUUUCUCCUCUUUUUUAAGGGGAAAACUUGAAGAGGGUAAUGCAAGACAAUGUUUUUAAAUAGGUGAAUUCAGAUGUCAGAAAAAAGCCUGUGUCAGAUUUGCUGUGAUGCAUUUGGAAUGGUGACAGAGGGACAGACUCUCCCACGCUUUACAUGGCUCAUCACACCCUAGGGGCUCCUUGUGGCCUGCCUGCAGGCUGAACCCGUCGCCAUUUGAACCGUGUUUCAUGCAACACAUUGGUGUGGCUGGCUUCCGGGUUAUGCUGGCUGGUGUAAAAGAGAGCGGUUUAGGCGGGUCAUGUUUCAGAGGACUCAUGACUCUACCUUCGCCUGUGAAGAGCCUGUGGAGAGCCUGUGGAGAGGAGAGGCGGCGAUGAGUGGAGUUGCAGCGGACUUGUGGAGUUGCAUCGAUGAGACAAGAUCGAAGAAGGGGGUAGUACUUUUUUUUCUAUUCUAUUUAAAAAAGGGGGCAUUAGGUGGUGGACAUGGCUGUGGGCGCUUUCGGCCUGUCGACACGGCUGAAUGUAGUCGGGGCCCUGAGCAAGAACAUUCUAGAGCCUUCUUCUUGGCAGCGGAGAGUGUUGCUAUUUUAAAGUACAUUUCUGACAAUUCUAGUUACAAAUUCUUCCAUAGAGCUUAGAGAAUGUGCAGUUUAUAAACAGCAUUUCACCACUUUCAUAACUUUUGUUUUCACGGAUUUAUAGCAGCACUGGUGCUUAUGUCUUCGAGCAGUUUAAAUUGAUAAUGUCAAGUUAAUUAUUUAGUGAACUUAGUGCCAAAAGAGAAAGAGGAACAAAAUCUAUGUUUCUGGUUCCAUUUCAACCAGUGUGGCGCAAGAAAUAAUACGUUCCGUUUCAAACUUUGAGUGGAGAACAUCUGCGUAAGCAAGCAACGUAGACAGGCCUACAUACUACACAGAGCCACCCAUUUUGUGACAAAAUACGACGUUGUACUCCAUUUGCAGGAACUGUAAUGUGUGCCGAACCUCUUCCAGGAUGUUCAGUUGGAAAUGUACUGUGCAGAACAGACUGUCAUUCAGAAUAGGCAUGUCCGUUCUUACAUUACUUUUCUAUCUACAACAGCCAGUUCCCUGUGCACCGAGCCUCACCCAAACAUUCACCCCCAAUAGUUUGUCACAGAUGAUAUAAAUUAGAUUUUCACACUAGCCCACAAGGACACUAAUUCAGUUCCUCCUGUACCGAGGCCUCUACACACCGACACUAAUUCAGUUCCUCCUGUGCCGAGGCCUCUACACACCGACACUAAUUCAGUUCCUCCUGUGCCGAGGCCUCUACACACUGAUACUAAUUCAGUUCCUCCUGUGCCGAGGCCUCUACACACCGACACUAAUUCAGUUCCUCCUGUGCCGAGGCCUCUACACACCGACACUAAUUCAGUUCCUCCUGUGCCGAGGCCUCUACACACUGACACUAAUUCAGUUCCUCCUGUGCCGAGACCUCUACACACUGACACUAAUUCAGUUCCUCCUGUGCCGAGGCCUCUACACACUGACACUAAUUCAGUUCCUCCUGUGCCGAGGCCUCUACACUGACACUAAUUCAGUUCCUCCUGUGCCGAGGCCUCUACACACUGACACUAAUUCAGUUCCUCCUGUGCCGAGGCCUCUACACACCGACACUAAUUCAGUUCCUCCUGUGCCGAGGCCUCUACACACUGACACUAAUUCAGUUCCUCCUGUGCCGAGGCCUCUACACACCGACACUAAUUCAGUUCCUCCUGUGCCGAGGCCUCUACACACUGACACUAAUUCAGUUCCUCCUGUGCCGAGGCCUCUACACACUGACACUAAUUCAGUUCCUCCUGUGCCGAGGCCUCUACACACUGACACUAAUUCAGUUCCUCCUGUGCCGAGACCUCUACACACUGACACUAAUUCAGUUCCUCCUGUGCUGAGACCUCUACACACUGACACUAAUUCAGUUCCUCCUGUGCCGAGACCUCUACACACUGACACUAAUUCAGUUCCUCCUGUGCCGAGGCCUCUACACACUGACACUAAUUCAGUUCCUCCUGUGCCGAGGCCUCUACACACCGACACUAAUUCAGUUCCUCCUGUGCCGAGGCCUCUACACACGGACACUAAUUCAGUUCCUCCUGUGCCGAGGCCUCUACACUGACACUAAUUCAGUUCCUCCUGUGCCGAGGCCUCUACACACUGACACUAAUUCAGUUCCUCCUGUGCCGAGGCCUCUACACACUGACACUAAUUCAGUUCCUCCUGUGCCGAGGCCUCUACACACUGACACUAAUUCAGUUCCUCCUGUGCCGAGGCCUCUACACACUGACACUAAUUCAGUUCCUCCUGUGCCGAGGCCUCUACACACUGACACUAAUUCAGUUCCUCCUGUGCCGAGGCCUCUACACACUGACACUAAUUCAGUUCCUCCUGUGCCGAGACCUCUACACACCGACACCCACCCCCCUUUUAACGGAAUCCCACAGAUACCGGCUCUCCCACACUGCCUAACCAGCAUUGACACCUCCACCUGUCUAACCCACACAGGGAAACCGGUCCCUACCAUAUACACUCCUACGUUUCAUCUAUUCUCUCAUCACACUGGUUAUUACUAUAACGCUCAUUCUCUAAUACUGACAUUCUGGCCAUCUCACUGAGCAGUGUACUGGACUGUUAUUGGUCAUUCAGUAGUAAAUGCUGGGCAAGAUGUACUGUGGUCGAUUCUCCGUGUUGAUUCUCAUGCAACACUUGUGAAUUUUCUCUCAUGAACUCAAUUUGUGUGUCUUCACUGCCAAAAUUAUCUACCUAAAUAAAUGAUAAUUUCUA
Messenger RNA from Oncorhynchus gorbuscha (pink salmon), 8423 nucleotides. RefSeq names its product ral guanine nucleotide dissociation stimulator-like 1. Gene Ontology annotation, biological process: positive regulation of GTPase activity; Ras protein signal transduction. Gene Ontology annotation, molecular function: guanyl-nucleotide exchange factor activity. Bases 125 to 2476 code for a protein of 783 amino acids. The record is from RefSeq and is a predicted model, not a curated record. The transcript is spliced from 17 exons. Lineage: Eukaryota; Metazoa; Chordata; Actinopteri; Salmoniformes; Salmonidae. Gene Ontology annotation, cellular component: plasma membrane.